UAGGUAAUCGCAAUUACAGCUGACGUCGUCAGCAUGACGCAAUCAGAGGUUAAUUAAGAAGAAACGAGAUAAUUGCGGGUAAUUGACCCGUUACGUGAUUCAAGCGUUGCGCGAAGGUCAAAGGAAAAUAGAUAAAACUUUAAAGUUUCAAAAAAUCAAUACGAAUCGACAGGUAUAUCGAACUACGAGCGCGCGAGCUUAUCGACCUCUCGAUUACUCUCGAAAGCUCCGCGGCUGCGACGCUGCGUUCAGCGUUGUGUUUUUCGUGAUCGACGUGAUCUGUUUUUGCAACGAUAUUUCUACCCCAAGUUUUCCCUCGAAUAAAUUCUAAAUACUUAGAUAAGAAUAGGAAGAGAGGAGAGAUUUUAUAGACAUUUUAUCGUUGAUAGCCGAAAAUUCCCUUGGCACUGAACGCCGCGAAGUGCCAAAAGCCUGCCGCAGGUUAUGUCACCGCGCGAGAGGUAGUCGGAAAAUCGAGAAUUCCGGGACGAUGAACGAUCAGGAGGAGGUGGACCUGUACCGAGACACGUAUGUGAGAUAUUUAGGUUAUGCGAACGAGGUUGGAGAAGCGUUUAGGAGCCUGGUACCAAAAUCCGUCGUGUGGUUCAGUUAUGCGUUGUCAAGCGGAUAUGUUCUCGCAGACACGGUGCACAAAGGUGCGAAGGUCUACCAGGCGGACACCACGCCACAGAGAACCAAAAACGUCCUGUUGUCCACGUCAGAUACCUUGAUAUGGCAGUCGUUCGCGUCGGUGAUAAUUCCCGGCUUUACCAUAAAUAGGAUUUGCGCGGCAGUUCAGUUUGCUCAAAGAAAGAGUGCAAGAGCAGCUUGGAAGAAGCCUUGGAUCACUACGCUUAUUGGUUUGGUGUCCAUUCCUUUCAUAAUACAUCCCAUAGACCACGCCGUGGAAAGAGCGAUGGAUGUUAGUUACAGGAAAUGGACGGGAUACCAUCCAAAGGAGCCUCUAUGCGGUGUGAAACACGAAUAACGAUAGUUGUUCGUACAGAAAUUUAUCAUCGCGAUAUUAGAGGAAUUCAGACAGUGCCGCAAAGUAGGAAUGGUUUCGCAAGUUAUGCACGGCGAAAGGUUCUCCGACGGUUUCCACGGUGCGGCGGUUAAUAACGGCGCGAUGUAGGGUAACACCCGUUUCAUGAAAAUGCAUCGCGCAAAAAAUGCUACCGCAUCGCGCGGCGGCGUUAUAAUUAUACCGCAAGCAGCGCCGAUUACGAGAUCAUUAUCUGGCCGUACCACACAAUUUCCCCUUGCUAUCGCGGCCGAAUCUGAGGUCCCGCGCUCACGAUAAACGCGAUUGUAAUCGAUAUACAUUUCUUAAUGUGCGCGAUUCGAGCGAGUUUCGCAUUAAGACAUCAAUGGCACCGACUAAGCGUUUUCCCGCGAGCGUAAUUUUCGAUCGUCAGAUAACGUGAUGAAUUUUUCCGCAAGGAAUAAAUGACGCAAGAUAUACAUUGGGACGUAUCCAUUUCGCGAAAUAGAAUUUCUAACGCGCGAAAUCGACGGAAUUGGCUCUGUGGCAAUCUCUUAGAUCCCUUUUCGCAUCUUCUUGUAUCCGCGAUAUUUUAGUAGCAAUACUUCGAAAUCACUUUUAUUCGCGUGAUUCUCGUUCCGGAGUGCCUUCGAAUUCCUGUUUUUAUUUUGACAAAAAGAUCGACGUCGGCCCUUUUUAAAAAAGAAUUAAUAUAUCGAAUUAAUUAGCGAUUAGAAAUCUGCCGGCGAAUCUUUCGUAAAUCUCCGACGACGCGGCAU
Molecule: messenger RNA, 1764 nt
Organism: Temnothorax curvispinosus
Lineage: Eukaryota; Metazoa; Arthropoda; Insecta; Hymenoptera; Formicidae
Product: mitochondrial fission process protein 1
Exons: 4
Coding region: 491-988 (165 amino acids)
Biological process (GO): mitochondrial fission
Cellular component (GO): mitochondrion
Source: RefSeq, a predicted model, not a curated record